AUGAGAAACAAACUCGUGAAGGAAACGUUUACAGUGCAGGCUGCGCUGGACAGCGCUACAUCCCUCAUCCAGGCAGCCAAGAACUUGAUGAAUGCCGUGGUCCUCACAGUCAAGGCCUCUUAUGUGGCUUCUACCAAGUACCAGAAGGUGUACGGCACGGCGGCGGUCAAUUCCCCGGUGGUGUCCUGGCGCAUGAAGGCCCCGGAGAAGAAACCCCUGGUGAAGAGAGAGAAACCGGAGGAGUGCCAGACCCGUGUCAGGCGAGGCUCGCAGAAGAAACACAUCUCCCCCGUCCAAGCCCUCAGCGAAUUCAAGGCCAUGGACUCCUUUUAACUCCACACCACAGAUACCCAAAACUCCUCCUCCUCUCUUUAUUUCUUCUCCUCUUCUUGUUACGGCUUAUUUUCUUGGAGCUGUAUCUUGUUCCAUGCAGCAAUGUGUGUGUAUGUGCCCAGUAAAUGUCUGUGAGUUGGAGGGGCUUGGCCACCCACCCUCUUCGAACCAAAUUUCGCUGUAAAUGAGAAACAAACUCGUGAAGGAAACGUUUACAGUGCAGGCUGCGGUACAAUUCAUGUGGUGUUCAUUCUCGCUGACUGGCCAUAUAUACACAGAGAUAUUAAAGAAUAUAAUCUAUGGUAUAGUAGUGUCAGCCCUAACCGAGGCAGAGGUGCUGCUUUCCUACCUAAUGAUUUUUAUUAUUAUUAUUAUUUAAAAUCAAUAUUACCCUUAGUAAUAGGAAUAACUUAUGAUGAAACAAUUUUCUUCCUUCUUCCCAGUUAUCCAUAUGGUGACCUGAUGCACUAGUUUUUGCAUUUAAAAAUGCAUUUCUUUAAUUAUAUUAUUGUAUCACUAACCAUGGCAGCCAGGUUGGCUACUGUAUAGUAUUACAUUUAGAAAAGGACUAGUUGUGUGGUUUGCUCAGAGACUAGUAGAAUCCUGCAUACCUUUAUAGUUCUGAUUCUCUAAUAAACCUUGCAACUGUGUGUGUCGAGUCAAGUUAUUUUCCUAUCCGUUCCAUUCAGCUUCAUGAUGGACAACAAACGACCUUUGCACCAGCACCUGAUGUAUUAUAUUUGAUGCCGCAAACACAUUUUC
Sinocyclocheilus anshuiensis is the source of this 1095-nucleotide messenger RNA. Its product is annotated as catenin alpha-2-like. The record is from RefSeq and is a predicted model, not a curated record. The transcript is spliced from 2 exons. Bases 1 to 333 code for a protein of 110 amino acids. Gene Ontology annotation, biological process: cell migration; cell-cell adhesion. NCBI's taxonomy places the organism in Eukaryota, Metazoa, Chordata, Actinopteri, Cypriniformes, Cyprinidae. Gene Ontology annotation, molecular function: actin filament binding; beta-catenin binding. Gene Ontology annotation, cellular component: catenin complex; adherens junction.